CCUCCUCAUUUCGGAGGGCUCAGCGUGGCCCAGGCCAUAGGAGAAAUGUGGGAGGCUCAGUUCCUGGGCUUGCUGCUUCUGCAACUGCUGUGGGUGGCUCCAGUGGAAGCUCCAGGGCCUGGGGCAGAGGUGCCGGUGGUGUGGGCACAGGAGGGGGCUCCUGCCCAGCUCCCCUGCAGCCCUACACCCCCCCUCCAGGAUGUCAGCCUUCUGCGAAGAGGAGUGGUCACUUGGCAUCAUCAGCCAGACAGCGGCCCGCCAGCCCCGGGCUCUCGCCCGGCAGCUCCCUCCAGCUACACGGUGCUGAGCGUGGCUCCCGGAGGCCUGCGCAGCGGGAGGCUGCCCCUGCAGCCCAGCGUCCAGCUGGAGGAGCGCGGCCUCCAGCGCGGGGACUUCUCCCUGUGGCUGCGCCCAGCGCGGCGCGCCGACGCCGGCGAGUACCGCGCCACCGUGCGCCUCGGGGACCGCGCCCUCGUCUGCCGCCUCCGUCUGCGCGUGGGCCAGGCCUCGAUGACUGCCAGCCCCUCAGGGUCUCUCAGGACCUCCAACUGGGUCAUUUUGAACUGCUCCUUCACCCGCCCUGACCGUCCAGCCUCUGUGCACUGGUUCCGGGGCCAGGGCCGAGUCCCUGUCCAGGAGUCCCCGCAUCACCACUUAGCCGAAAGCUUCCUCUUCCUGCCCAAAGUCGGCCCCCUGGACUCUGGGCCCUGGGGCUGCAUCCUCACCUACAGAGAUGGCUUCAAUGUCUCCAUCAUGUACAACCUCACUGUUCUGGGCCUGGAGCCCCUGGCCCCCUUGACAGUGUACGCUGCAGCAGGUUCCACAGUGGAGCUGCCCUGCCGCCUGUCUCCUGGUGUGGGGACCCGGGCUUCCCUCACUGCCAAGUGGGCCCCUCCUGGGGGAGGCCCUGACCUCCUGGUGGCUGGAGACAAUGGCAACUUUACCCUUCGACUGGAGGCUGUGAGCCAGGCCCAGGCUGGGACCUACAACUGCUGCAUCCAUCUGCAGGGACAGCAGCUCACUGCCAGUGUCACUUUGGCAGUCAUUACAGUGACUCCCAAAUCCCUUGGGCCACCUGGCUCCCCGGGGAAGCUGCUUUGUGAGGUGACUCCAGCAUCUGGACAAGAGCGCUUUGUGUGGCAGCCCCUGGACAACCCGUCCUGGGGGAGCUCCUCAGGACCCUGGCUGGAUGUGCAGGAGGCCGGGCUCCAUUCCCAGUCCUGGCAAUGCCAGCUGUACCCAGGGGAGAGGCUCCUAGGAGCAGCGGUGUACUUGCCAGAGCUGUCUAGCCCAGGUGCCCAGCACUCUGGCAGAGUGCCAGGUACCCUCCACACAGGUCACCUCCCUCUCUUUCUUGUCCUGGGUAUCCUGUGUCCACUCCUUUUGGCGACUGGAGCCUUUGGCUUUCAUCUUCGGCGAAGGCCGUGGCGACCAAGAAGAUUUUCUGCCUUAGAAGAUGGGAUUCACCCUCCUCAUGCUGAGAGCAAGUUAGAGGGGCUGGAGCAAGAACCGGAGCCUGAGGCUGAGCCCGAGGCCGAGCUGGAGUCGGAGCCAGAACCGGAGCCGGAGCCGGAGCCGGAGCCGGAGCCGGAGCUGGAGCCGCUCUGA
Propithecus coquereli (Coquerel's sifaka) is the source of this 1608-nucleotide messenger RNA. It is a transcript of the gene LAG3, whose product is annotated as lymphocyte-activation gene 3. Bases 46 to 1608 code for a protein of 520 amino acids. The record is from RefSeq and is a predicted model, not a curated record. The transcript is spliced from 8 exons. NCBI's taxonomy places the organism in Eukaryota, Metazoa, Chordata, Mammalia, Primates, Indriidae. Gene Ontology annotation, molecular function: transmembrane signaling receptor activity; MHC class II protein binding.